Messenger RNA from Jaculus jaculus (lesser Egyptian jerboa), 2000 nucleotides. RefSeq names its product chromosome X CXorf38 homolog (gene CXHXorf38). Lineage: Eukaryota; Metazoa; Chordata; Mammalia; Rodentia; Dipodidae. The transcript has 7 exons. The record is from RefSeq and is a predicted model, not a curated record. Bases 4 to 957 code for a protein of 317 amino acids.
GCCAUGGUGCUCUCCGAGCUGGCGGCGCGCCUCAACUGCGAGGAGUACAAGAACUGGGUAAAGGCGGGUCACUGCCUGCUGCUGCUACGCGGCGGCCUGCAGGGCUUCGUCGGCCGUGAGGUGCUCUCCUUCCACCAUGGCCUGCUCGCUGCAGCCCCGGGUCUGGGGCCCCGCGCCUCCUGCGGCGGCGGCUCUUGGUGCAGCCCGCGCGCUCGCCAGUUUCAGCCUCAGUGUCAGGUGUGUGCCGAGUGGAAACGCGAGAUUUUGCGACAUCACGUCUACAGAAACGGAGACGUGUACUGGGGAAACUGCCGGCCGGGCCGCUGGCCAGUGGACGCUUGGGAGGUAGCCAAGGCUUUCAUGCCCAGAGGAGUGGCAGACAAACGAGGACCCGAGGACUGUGACGCGGUUGCUCUUUUAAGUCUCAUCAAUUCCUGUGAUCACUUCGUGGUCGAUCGAAAGAAAGUCACAGAGGUGAUUAAGUGUCGUAAUGAGAUAAUGCAUUCUUCAGAGAUGAAAAUAUCAUCUGCUUGGCUUCGAGAUUUUCAGGUGAAGAUCCAAAAUUUCCUAAAUGAAUUCAAGAAUAUCCCAGAGAUCGUGGCAGUAUACUCCAGAAUAGAGCAGCUGCUGACAUCUGACUGGGCUGUUCACAUCCCUGAAGGAGAUGAGCGAGAUGGAUGUGAAUGUGAAAUAGGAAGUUACUUGAGUGCAAGCCAAGUCAAUGAAAUUGAAAUGGGAUUACUAAAGGAGAAACUACAAGAGAUGUAUCUUCAAGCAGCAGAAGAGGAGGUUUUACCUGAAGAGAUCUCAAAUCGACUGGAAGGGGUGAAGGAGUUCCUGAGAAACAAUAAAGACCUUAAAAAUGGUCUUACAGAAGAUGUGCAGAAGCUAGACAGCCUCCAUCAAAAACUGAUUUCAAAGGACACUGGGAUACAGACACCUGAAAGGAAGGCCUGAGUGAUCUGUGGAGUCUGAGUCCCUUUGUCCUCCCUCUAUAGGCUCAUUUCCUAGGUCACUGGUACUAAACUGGCUCAAGUCACCUCUGGACCUUCAGGGACAAAAUGCUGUGGAAGAAAUGCUCCAUGCCAAGGCCACAGAUGGAUGUGCUCCUUCACCUGGUCAGCUGCCUGCCAUGUACUCUGUAGAGACUGGGUGGAAGAACAGAGUAUAUUUGGUAUAUAUUUUUACCUUAAAACUCAGAUGAAUGCAAAUGUAUCUGCAGUUUGCUGCUUUAAUCUUUCCAGUUGCUGAUUAGUCUUUCGUCUUUCUGUCUCCAUUUCAUAAAAUUCCUUGAGAACAUUUCAGUAGCAAAGUAAGAAUUUUUAUUCAUCUUGAAACUCUUCCUAACUGAGAAACUUUAAUGAAACAUGUGCAUUCUAGUGCGGGCGCAAAACAUGGGAUCAAAUGGAAUCCCCAUUCAAUAAUGCCUGAUGUUGCAGUUAACUUACUGUUGCUGGAAUAAAGCACUCAAAUAAAAGCAGCUCAGCAAAGGAGAGUGUUUUGGCUUAGAGGACCGAGUGGGAGCUCCACGAUGACGGGAAAAAGCAUGGCAUGAAGAGAGACUGCACAGCUCCUCUGCCAUGGCGGGUAGGAACAGCAGGAGAAUGAGGCGUACCAACACUGGCAAGCUAGGGCUAAUAAACUUCAAGGUUCCCCCCCACACUCAACACACCCCCUCCAGGAGGCUCCACCUCUCAAAUUGCCAUCAGCUGGGGCCAAACAUUCAAAAAAAAAAUCACAUGAAUUUAUGGGGGAUAGCUGAUUCAAACCACCACACCUACCAUGCUAAAGUAAUAUUUGUGUUUUAUAACAACCGAGGACUUGAAGAAAGUUGUAUAUUUUUCCCAUACCUGUUUGUUGUGUUAUAUAUGUGAAAGGAAUUGGGGCAAUGGAGUAGGUAGAAGGAAUUUGGCUUUUCUAUUUUGUAUGUUCUUUUUUUAUAUACAACAAUUAUAUACUCAUGUAUGUUGAAAAUUUAUUAAAAUUUUUAAUUUCAAAAA